Messenger RNA from Eleginops maclovinus (Patagonian blennie), 2904 nucleotides. Its product is annotated as G-protein coupled receptor 55. The record is from RefSeq and is a predicted model, not a curated record. Gene Ontology annotation, biological process: positive regulation of Rho protein signal transduction; phospholipase C-activating G protein-coupled receptor signaling pathway. The transcript has 3 exons. Gene Ontology annotation, molecular function: G protein-coupled receptor activity. The coding region runs from base 26 to 1045 and encodes 339 amino acids. NCBI's taxonomy places the organism in Eukaryota, Metazoa, Chordata, Actinopteri, Perciformes, Eleginopidae. Gene Ontology annotation, cellular component: plasma membrane.
ACAACAAAGAUAUAAAAGCAGAAGUAUGUCUAGCACAGCACAGAGUGCCAGACUGACACUGAACAUUAAACCCAGACUGGCAUCCGUGAGCGGCAGCAGCAAUAGCAUGACAAACAACUGCUCGUUUGAGGAGGUGGACCACCUGAUGAAGUAUCUGGAGCUGAGCAUUUACAUUCCCAUCUUCCUCGUUGGUCUGAAUCUCAAUGUUGCAGCACUUUUAGUGUUUUGCUUCUUCUUGCGGAAAUGGACGGAGUCAACUAUCUACAUGACCAGCUUGGCUCUGAUGGACCUACUCCUCCUCUUCCCCCUUCCCUUCAAAAUGCACGCCACCAAACACCACUGGCCCGCUGACCUUCAACCGUUCUGUUCGGUUUUGGAAAGCCUGUAUUUUGUUGGGAUUUACGGCAGCAUCUAUACCAUCAUGUGCAUAGCUGUGGAUCGUUGGAUGGCUAUCUGUCACCCUUACAAGGCCAAAGUACUGCGUUCACCCAAAGUGGCUCUGGGGACAUGCGUGUGGGUCUGGGUGCUGGUGCUAGCAGCCCUCUCUCCCAUCAUCUAUCGCUUCAGGGAGGCCGGGCAGACGUCGGACUUCCACUGCUUCCACAGAUUUUCAACAAAAGUAUGGAGCCCGGUGGUGAUCAUCUGCCUGCAGGUGUUUGGGUUCCUGUUGCCUGCACUGGUGGUGGUUUGCUGUUCGAUUCAGACCAUCUGGGUGCUUAAACAGUCAGGCGAGCACAGCCCCCAGAGCCGGGCCUGUGUGAAGAUCAUCUACAGCAGUCUGAGUGCCUUCCUGCUGCCCUUCACCCCAAGCCACGUUGGCAUCCUGCUGCAAUUUCUGGUACACCAAGGAAUAAUUCAAGACUGCAACAACCAGACCAGGAUAAGCUUGUUUAUACAGACAGCCUUGUGUCUGUCCAACGUCACCUGCUGCCUGGAUGCUCUGUGUUACUACUUCAUCGCUCAUGAGGUGAGGAAUACCAAACACAGCUUCAGGAGAUCAAUUACAAAACAAAGAAGAGCCACCGUCAGCACUUCAGAGGUCUGACAGCAAAAAUAAUGUAAGUUAACAUGAAUAUUUGUUGUCAGAGGAGGGCUGGUGGUGAAUAGGAAACCUGGUCUCUUGAUUUAUAGCUCAAAGCAGGGCGGUGAAACUGACAAAGUGGGUGUAUUUUUUUCAGAAGCUUUUUUCAUAACUCGUCAUACACGUGUAACAGGUCCAAAUGCAAUCACAAUUAGUUCUUGAGAGUAAUACAUGAGUUGGUCCAAUGACAGGAAGCACAAAGACGCCUGUAUAACUUCCGAGAGCUCUGUGGGUGGUAAAAAUAUAAACUUUCUUUUGAAAUGAUUUAUGGCUGUGCUUGUGAGAUGGUGUUAACCACUUUAAAGUUAUCCAAUCUGCACUCUGACAAACUAAUGUAUUACGGUUCAAAUGUAAAGCAGUAAACAGGGCACGAGCAGCUCACCCACAGCUCUGCAGUCUAUAAAGUCAAAAGCCGCUCUACUGCAGAUCCACCAAUUGGGUUCAAUGGUCAAAACAGUCAGUAAAUGUGUAAGUUUUUCUAACGCUUAACUAAUUAUAAUAAACAUCAUCAUGAGGUUUAAUUAUCUCUCAUGUAUAAAAUGCGUAACUACCUAAAAUGUCAACUUAAAACAGGUCAAUAAUUUAAAAAAAUUACUUAUAUAUUGAUUGAAAUAGGAUUCUAAAUAUUAUCUUACCUGGUUUAUGAAUAAAUCAACACAUGAACCAGUAAAGAUCUGAAAACUCAUAAAUUAAAUUAAUUAGUAUACAUAUAUAUAUAUAUAUAUAUAUAUAUAUAUAAUAUAUUUUAGAAAACUUUUUUUAAAAAACUAUUUUAAAAUGUUGUGUUUUCUUAAUUUGGUCCGGGAACAUUGGGAAUUGUUUAAGAAAUAUUCCUUAUAAUUAAGUACCAACAUUUAACAGUGAUUGAAUAUAGCAGCACAAACAUACACACCCGUACAUUGUGGAUAUUCUUACGUGGUUAUUUUAUUUUAAAUACAUGAUUCCAUCCUGUACAUUAUUAUAUAAAUAAUGCCUGAUGCUUAUUGACAUUGAUGUUCUACUUGUUUAGAUUUUAAAAUGUAUCUGUACAGAGUUUAUUCUUAACAUAUUUUCAAUAACUGAUACGAAUGAGGAAGUAAAUAAGUUGAAAGUCUGGUUGAAUGUUUUAGGAAAUCAAACUGACUGACAGUGUGAGUAAUCAACUUCCUUAGAUUCACAACAAUAUAUAUUUUAUGAUAUGCUUUUAUAAAUAAGCAGUGUAAAGGUUAUCUUAAAUUGAGUUCUUUGUUGGAUUAUUUUACAAUGUAGCUUUAAAUGUGCAAUAUAAUUGAGGUUGUUAAAAGUACUGUGUGUAUUAAGAUUUUGAAUAAUAUUGUUUGGUAUUAAUAUGUUUAAUAGAGGACAUUUGUUUUAUGUGAAUGUUGUCAAAGAUAAACUGUAAAGUUGUCCAUGCAUUACCUGCUGAACGCUGCUGUGUCUUAUUUUGCUCGUGUUGAACAGAAUCCUCUUGUGGUAACAGUGGAAGGUGUUCACACGUUUCAAUUAGGGCUUAACUGUAUUUAGAAGCCGUUUUUAUUGUUUUAUUGCGUAUGAUGUUGAAUUUCAAUAUUAUUUGUUUGAGUAGGCCUACAGUAAACGUUUUUUGUGUUUUAUUUUCGCUAUCUGUUUGCCCUUUUACUUUUUUUUUUUUUUAAUCUCUUAAGAUUCUGUUCGGACCAAAUAAAACAUAGAUGAUGUAAACAUUUCACAGUAAUAAUCAGAACAAAGCCCUUACAAUUGAUAAUGCAGAUUUUGUUUGUAUUUUGUAAUCAUAUUUCUUUGGCCGAUGUGACUUUAAAGCUCAAGUUUUUAUUAUAUGACCAGUAAAGAGUUACAGAAAGAAA